AUGUUUGGAGAUGCAACUUCUAAGUCUCCUCUUGGAGUGUUCAAGAACUAUCACUUGAAAAUUGGAGAAUGCAUCAUCCAAACUGAUCUCACUGUGAUGGAAAUGGAAGAAGAGAAGGAUUUACCUCUGUUAUUGGGAACCCCUUUCCUUAGUACAGUUGGCGCUUCAAUAGACUUUCACAAGCAAGAAGUGAUCCUUCACAAGGUGAAUAGUUUGGUGUCAUAUCGCUUGCAGCCUAGAGGUUCAGACUUUUGUGCCACAAUUGACAGUACCACUCUCAGUUCUAAGAGUCAUGGAGCUACAAAGGUUGUGAAGGAAAGGGUUGACAAGAACCAAGAGUUGGGAAGGAUAAGGAUGAGAGAGGACCAAGGAUUGAGAAGCCACGUCUUGAGAGGGCUAGAGUUGAGAAACCAUCUGAUAGGCCAGAGCUGA
Molecule: messenger RNA, 432 nt
Organism: Microthlaspi erraticum
Lineage: Eukaryota; Viridiplantae; Streptophyta; Magnoliopsida; Brassicales; Brassicaceae
Source: the annotation of a GenBank genome assembly